This is a messenger RNA of Ilex paraguariensis (yerba mate), 354 nucleotides long. The record is from the annotation of a GenBank genome assembly. NCBI's taxonomy places the organism in Eukaryota, Viridiplantae, Streptophyta, Magnoliopsida, Aquifoliales, Aquifoliaceae.
AUGGCAAAGCUGGCCAUUACAGAGUUGCAUCCCCUUCGAGCGGCUGGGACCGAUACCCUGUAUAAGCAGGUGGUUUCAGCCCCUCCACCUGGAUGGGUGAAGGUUAACUAUGAUGGUACUUUUUCUGCAACAAGGAAACGAGGUGCGUAUGUGACUGUGGCUAGAGAUCAUACAUGCCAGGUUAUUGCUUCUUCGUCAGGAAAUAUGUGUGUUGCCUCUGCAUUGGCAUCUGAAGCCUGGGCCAUCUGGAAGGCGUGCUAUUUGGCAUUGACUGAAGGCUGGAGGUUUGUUAUUUUUGAAAGUGACUCCAAAGCUCUCAUUGAUUCUUUGGUGCUGGGCCUGCAAAGUCAUUGA